Polyodon spathula (Mississippi paddlefish) is the source of this 1492-nucleotide messenger RNA. RefSeq lists its product as uncharacterized. The transcript has 7 exons. Lineage: Eukaryota; Metazoa; Chordata; Actinopteri; Acipenseriformes; Polyodontidae. Bases 420 to 1247 code for a protein of 275 amino acids. The record is from RefSeq and is a predicted model, not a curated record.
GGCAGAAAGAAAGGAAGGAAGGAAACGACAUGUCAUCGUCACGUCGUGUCACAGUUCUGCAUCACCUAUAAUUCUAGGAUCUAGACAUAAUUAAAAUACAAAACUAAACAGCUACAAAGCGGCGCCGUUAACGUGAGAUUAUUCUAGCAGCUUUCAUUGCGCUGUAUGACACAGAGAGAUGCAAAACAUUUGGGAAGAUCUGUACAGAUAAUGUCAUGCAAGGAGAAGCGCUUGUUCAGUUGUCUCCCCACUCUGCAAACACUUUAUUUGGCUCACGUUCUGGAAAGUAUUGCUAUCCCGUCAGGAUAAACCUGAGCGCUUUCUGCGUCAGCUGAACUGGGGCACGGUGAACAAGGAAAUACAGAGAGGGAAGUCUGUUUGAAAACAAAGGUUGGAGCUGCGCGAAGGCUUUUGAUGCGAUGGUGCGCACCGCUGGCAACCUUUCCUGCUACACUGCCCCGGGUUUCGCAGUAAUGCCUCUCUGGUGUUGCCUCUGCUGGACUUGGCUGCUCCUUCUUCAGCAGGACAUGGCUCAGGCCCUCCAGCUCCCCAAGCAGCUCGCUGUGCUCCGAGGUCACACCCUGGUUCUGAAGCCUGUGCUGGGCAGCUCCUCCUCCCAAAGCUUCCAUCUCAUCACAUGGAAACGGGAGAAGGAGAGGCAGCACCUUGUGCGAAUCCUCCUCUAUCAGUCCGAGAACAACAUCACACAACUCUCCCAGCCCUUCUCUAACCGAGCGGGCUUCGACACAGAGUCCUUCACCCUGACGCUGCGCAAUGUUACUGCUGCUGACUCUGGAGCGUACCAGCUCACCCUGACAGUCGCUGACGGGUCUGAGCAGAGCGCCACGACCCACGUCGCUGUGUACGAGCCCCUCUCUGAUCCCUGGAUCUCCGCUGGCGUUUCCUCCCUGCUCUGCUCCGUUCAGGCUGGCACUGCCCCGCGGGUCUCCUGGCUGCUGGACGGGGCACCUGUCUCAAAAGACUCUUACACCAUCUCUUCAGAUGGACGGAACCUGAGCUUGAGCCCAGCGCGCCCCCCCUCCUCUACGCUGUGCGGAGAAUUCACCUGCUCCGUUCGCAAUGAGGUGGAAAACAAGACGGUCCAGUACAGUGCACAGGGUCCACACUGCACAGUGCAAGAUCGCCAUCACUUCAACCUGCUGUGGAUGCUUUCCCUAGUCGUGAUACUGGCUGUGGGUUUAUGUUGCUGGUGUUUCAGAAAAAGAUCUCAACAGACUACAAUAUAGUAGCACAGCCUGUGGGACGAGCAGCGUGAAUGGAGCACUUAUCGUGUGAAAGAUGCUGAGACAACCCCACCUGGAAAACCCACCCCGCCCCCCCCCACCCCCACCCAGCAACACCAGGACCGUGGGUCAACUUUACUGUUACUGUGACUGGGACAAAAGGCUGAAAACUGGGACAAUUUUCCGGGAAUUCCUGGUAACGGCUGGUUUCCCCAACGACGGUGCAAAUUAUACCUGCUAGUUACUGA